Mercurialis annua (annual mercury) is the source of this 2354-nucleotide messenger RNA. Its product is annotated as pentatricopeptide repeat-containing protein At2g21090-like. The record is from RefSeq and is a predicted model, not a curated record. Gene Ontology annotation, molecular function: RNA binding; protein binding. The transcript has a single exon. Lineage: Eukaryota; Viridiplantae; Streptophyta; Magnoliopsida; Malpighiales; Euphorbiaceae. Gene Ontology annotation, biological process: RNA modification. Bases 218 to 1888 code for a protein of 556 amino acids.
UUCAGUGUUUGGCUUGAGAAAUUAAGUUCGGUUAGACUACGCAAAUAUAAAAUUUUAUGGCAAUUUCAAUACAUUAUAUGGCAAGUAAAUGCUAUAUAGAUACUGCAUAGGCAGUUCAAAGAAAUUCAAAAGUGAAUAUGUUCGUGAUUUUCUCAGCUCUGGCGGAUCGAUUUGUUUAGGUGCUGUCGGAACUUGACUUCUUUCCGGCAGAAGUUCAAUGCAAGAGCAUGGCUAUGAUCACAUCUUUUCAAGAUGCAUCACUACAAGAAACCUUAGGCUUGGCAUGACCCUUCACUCUCAUCUCAUCAAGACAGCACUUGUCUUUAACUCUUUUGUCUCCCACCGUUUGAUGGACAUGUACAACAAAUGCAACGCCAUUGCCAAUGUCCAAAAAGUUUUUGAUGACAAUCCCGUUAAGAAUAUUCGAUCUUGGAACACUAUAAUCGCUUCUUAUUCGCAUGCUGCUAUGUUCGACACUGCCCGUCACCUGUUCGAUACAAUGCCUGAACCAAAUCUUGUUAGCUAUAAUUCACUCAUUUCUGGCUUGUCUCGUCAUGGCUUUCAUAACGAAGCAGUUGGUGUUUUUAAAAUGAUCCAAAGAGACUCUGGUUAUUUAUGUUUUGAUGAGUUUACGGUGGUCAGUGUAGCUGCUUCUUUAGGCCAAUUGGAUAUGUUACGUGAACUGCAUGGGGCAGCAAUACUUAUCGGGUUGGAGUUUAAUACCAUAGUUUAUAACGCUUUAGUUGAUGCUUACGGCAAAUGUGGCGAACCUAAUAUGUCUUAUCGUAUAUUUCGUCGAAUAAUUAGAAGGGAUGUUGUCUCAUGGACUUCUAUGGUCGCAGCCUAUACUCGGGCUUGUAGAAUGGAUGAUGCUUUUCGUGUUUUUGAAGAAAUGCCAGUUAAGAAUGUUGUUUCUUGGACUAGUUUGAUAGCUGGUUUUGCAAAACACGGGAGUAGUUAUAAGGCUUUGGAGCUUUUUGUACGAAUGCAGGAAGCUGGUGUUCUGCCCAGUGCAUUUACCUUAGUUAGCGUUUUAAAUGCUUGUGCAGAUCAAGCGCUUAUUGAGAAAGGUAAACAGAUUCACGGAUACAUCAUUAGAAGGAGGAGUGAGAUCGAUGCGUCCAAUAUUUACAUAUUUAAUGCAUUAAUCGACAUGUAUUGUAAGUGCGGAGAGAUGAAAUCAUCAAAGGCGUUGUUUGAGAGUAUGCCAGAGAAGGAUGUCGUGUCUUGGAACUCGCUGGUAACAGGACUUGCACAAAAUGGAUAUGCGGAGGAAUCACUCGAGCUCUUUCAGAAGAUGAAAGCAGCAAACAAGAUCCCAAAUCAUGUCACAUUUCUCGGGGUGUUAUCUGCUUGUAGUCACAGAGGUCUAGUUUCUGAAGGACUUCAAAUUCUGGAGGCUAUGGAGAAUGUUUACGGCGUAAUCCCAAACGCAGAUCACUAUUCGGUAUUGGUUGAUCUGUUAGCAAGGAAAAACAGGCUGGAGGAAGCAAUGAAGUUAAUAGAGAAAUCACUAAAUGGAUCAACACAUGCUGGUAUGUGGGGCGCACUCUUGGGCGCUUGUCGUGUCCAUGGAAAUGCAGAUCUUGGUAGCCAUGCGGCUGAAGCCCUUUUUGAGUUGGAACCUACUAAUGCUGGAAGGUACAUUAUGCUGUCCAACAUAUAUGCUGCAGCUAAUAAGUGGAAUGAAGCCGAGAGGGUGAGGAAGGUGAUUGGGGAAAAAGGAUUAAGAAAAGAUGCUGCUCAAAGUUGGAUUGAGGUGAGAAAUGAAAGAUAUCAAUUUGUUAGCGGAGGCAGAGUCCAUCCUCGGAUUGAAGAUAUUAACAAAUUGAUUACUCACCUGUUUUUCCACAUGAAGGGGAUUACUUGGGAUGAUGCUUUAUUAUGAAGUUAUCAAAGAAACUCUUAGAGGAAUACUGCAUUAUGUUUUGGUCUAAACAACCAACGAGCUAUAGCUCAAUAAUAAACAGUUCGACCCUGCACUUGAAAAUAUCGCCAAUCUCAGUUCCAGGAACAGAUCCCACCCGUUUUGUUGUAUUAACACAUCCCUAAACGCAUCUUCAUGAAGGUUAAUACUAAAGGAUGUUCCCUUCGAUUUGGCGUCAACUUUAAAUUUCGAAAGCACCUCAUUGAACAAUUUUAAAGCAUCUUUAAAUUUCUCUAUUGUUGGGCGAUGGGUUCGAUUGGACUGAGACCUUGUUCUUGACGUCGGAACAAGAACCCCUGUUCAUGGAAACAGAACAAGAAAGAACCCUGUUCCUGGAAUUGGGGAUAAUAGCAUAUGCUGUUAUUGGCUCAUCUUGCGGCCAGAUUCACCAAAAAUUAAAAGAACUUGCAGCGCAAUUUGAUUUGAA